AUGGCCGGCGACAAGGACGCCAGCACCACAACCUCCCAUCGCCUGUCGAGACUGACGGCAAAACUGCUGCGACGCCCGUCGACUUCUCCCCCUAAGCGCCUCCUCCUCGCCGGCACGCCCUCUACGCCCUCUACCUCCGCCGCUGCACCUCCCGACGCCGUCCCCCGUCCCCCCGACUCGCCUCGCCCACGCCUAUUAGGCCUAUCGGUCCCCUCCAGCACCUCUCUCUCCUCCCAGAAAUUAUCUCCCACCAGUGCCAAGCCAGCGGAUGCGACGCCGCGUUUGGCGGCCGAUCACCAGUUACGGGGCUCGUGGUGCAGCCUCGAGACCGCCACAGACACUACUGCGCAGGAUAAGAGUAAUGACAAGCUCCUAGGCCAAACGGUGAAGGCGAAAGACGCUUUAGAGCUGCUCGAUCGGCAACCUGACUGUAGCUCAGCUGGCCCCGGUUCAGCAGUUCAAGCUCCCCCAGCUCCCCAGCCCUGUCCCUCGAACACCCAUUUUGCCGACGAACCACCUCCACCCACUGCGUCUGAAGCUCCAAGACGAGGCGAUUCGCUGAGGCGCACCGAAGAGCCCGGCUCUGGUGCCUCUCUCAAAGAAGCCAGCUUGCCCUCUAGCAGGUCUCUGUCUGUUCGCAGGUCUGACUCGCGCUCUGCAGCAUCUCGCGCGCUCAACGUGGUUGACGAGUCAAGCCAAAUCGCGACCUUACCCUCUCCUCUCGCCACUGCACCGCCGAAACUCGUCCCAGCCUCUGCUAUCCCUGCCACGCGCCCUCCACUAGCCAUCCGCCGGCAGUCGUUGGUGCCCGCAUCACAGCAGCGUCUGAUCAAAACACUCCUCGAGCCAGGACCUCCAGGCAGCGGUGGCGACUAUUUCUCGCGCGGAACCCCAACAAUACAAGCAGACAUGAUCAGUCGAAAGAUAUGGGUUAAACGCGCGGGAUCGUCCCCGACGCUAGUCUGCGUGACAGAGGAGGACUUGGUGGACGAUCUGCGUGAAGCCAUCUUGAGAAAAUACGCCAAUUCUCUGGGUCGCACUUUUGAUGCGCCAGAUGUUGUGCUGAAGCUCGUUCCACGCGAGCCCUCGAGCCGGCAGAGCAAUUCGGAGCGCUUCCUGGGCCCUGAAGAACCCGUCGGCCGCACGCUGGAUCACUACUAUCCCGGCGGGCAAGCCGUCGGUGAAGCGUUGAUCAUCGAGACCCCACAGCGUCGUACCCCAAGACCCUCCCCGCGUCACAAUGUUUCGUAUUCCCACCAAGAAGACAUCCGUCCCGGCGAAGCAGACGAAUAUUUUCCUCCAAUGCAUGUCAUACAAACGCCUAACGUCCCGAGCUCAAUAUCCUCUGGCAGUAUACCUAGUUCUCACCAACACUCAAUGGCCGUGAUCACCACGGGUCAAUUACCGGCCGUUCCGUCCCCAGGCAGCCGUGGCUCCUGGCACAAUAUCCAACACCGUCCAAAAUUCCCGCGCCAGCAUACCUCCUCUCCCACAAUCAUAGGCGCGACCCCUGCCGUAAACAACUUAACUGAUACCGUUGAUCCUCCUGUCAAUGGUGUUCCGUCCAUGCCCUCUCCUCAAGCCACCACAACUCCUCCAAUUCCCGUAACCGAAGUUCCUCCAAAAUCCGUUCAUACUCCUCCAGCUCGCGUCAGCUCUCCUCGCCCGGCCGUCAAGUUCCGCGCCUUGAAGAAAAAUAGCAGUGGUACCACUGCUGAUUCUAGCCCCUCGUCAGCACGUCUCCUCGACGGCACGAUCCCCCCUAUUAAUGUUCUCAUCGUUGAAGAUAAUACAAUCAACCUGAAGCUAUUAGAGGCUUUUAUGAAAAGACUGAAGGUCAGAUGGCAGACUGCUAUGAAUGGGCGCGAAGCCGUAAACAAAUGGCGUGGCGGAGGCUUCCAUUUAGUUCUCAUGGAUAUCCAGCUUCCUGUGAUGAAUGGGCUAGAAGCUACGCGUGAAAUUCGAAGAUUAGAAAGGGUGAACGAUAUCGGCGUUUUCUCAAAAGGCGUCUCUGGGUCCGCGCAUGCGAUGAUAGAUGACGCCGCCUCGCCUCCCUCCCCAGAAGAUUUCCUGGACAAAACGUCGCUAGUUAAAAGUCCCGUUAUUAUCGUUGCACUUACAGCAAGUAGCUUGCAAAGUGAUAGAGACGAAGCAUUGGCUGCUGGAUGUAAUGAUUUUCUAACUAAGCCCGUCAACAUGAUAUGGCUGGAAAAGAAAGUGACUGAAUGGGGGUGUAUGCAAGCUCUCAUCGACUUCGAGGGCUGGCGAAAAUGGCGUGGAUUCGAUUCCGCGACAUCGAUACCUGUGCCCCAGCAUCUACAAGCUUCCAUCACAAAUACUGCACUCACAAGCUCUCCUGGAACCAAGAUUCCAACUCUUAGAUCCUCCCAACUGAGCGUUGUCGCCGGAUGCGCCGCCCAGGGCGAAAAGCUAGCUACCAACAAACGAGAAGCAAGCCCGGCACCCAAGAGCCCAGUCGCUGGCGUAUAUCCCAAGACCGGUGGCAAAGAUUCGGUGACGAGCUCCACAUCGACAAUUGUGCCGAACGGUGGCGGCGGUGCGUCCGGAGCCCUUGCGCCGCUAUCAAAGCCUCCGGCCAGCAAUAGCAAUAAUAGCAAUACUAGCAAUAAUGGGAGCAUCCCAUUGUCACCGUCUACAACUACUCCGUCUGGUAAGCGAGCAAGCCGUGUGCCAACGCCGGCCAAAACGUCACCGGCGUGA
This is a messenger RNA of Ophidiomyces ophidiicola, 2721 nucleotides long. It is a transcript of the gene MgSsk1, whose product is annotated as Two-component response regulator SSK1p. The transcript has 3 exons. The coding region runs from base 1 to 2721 and encodes 906 amino acids. Gene Ontology annotation, molecular function: protein kinase activator activity; phosphorelay response regulator activity. NCBI's taxonomy places the organism in Eukaryota, Fungi, Ascomycota, Eurotiomycetes, Onygenales, Onygenaceae. Gene Ontology annotation, cellular component: Mcs4 RR-MAPKKK complex. The record is from RefSeq and is a predicted model, not a curated record. Gene Ontology annotation, biological process: osmosensory signaling via phosphorelay pathway.